UAAUAUAGAUUACGGUUACUCUAUCAAUAAAUUGUGGUACACAGAGCGGGUUGCAGCCCAGCACAUUCAGCUGUUUGGGCAGGAAGUGGGGGCUGCCAAAAACACUUCCUUUCCUUCACAAGUUAGACGAAGCAUGCGCAGGACUGGGAGGGGCGAUAGUGGAGAGAAAAAAAAAGUUUGUAAAUCACUUUGACGAGAAAAAUCUAAUUUCCUCCCCUCCGUCUAUGAAUGUACUUGAAUGGAUAUAAAAUGGAUCUGUUGGUCCCUAGACCUACUCUGAUUUAUUUCAUAUUAUGUACCCUGCCUGCAGUUUUAUUAAACUCUCUGAACUCCCUCCGCAAGAACAGCACCAGAUACAAUGUUGUUAUGGUGAUGAGCGAUUCCUUUGAUGGAAGACUGACUUCACAUAAUAACGUGGUCCCCCUUCCUUAUUUAAGCUUCAUGAAACGUCACGGGGCCGUAUUUCAGAACGCAUACACCAACUCUCCUAUAUGUUGCCCUUCACGUGCUGCUAUGUGGAGCGGACUGUUUCCCCACAUAACAGAGUCAUGGAAUAACUUCAAAUGCCUUGAUCCAGGCUACCCAACAUGGAUAGAUCUUUUGAAGAAGAAUGGAUAUACAACUCAGUUGUUCGGUAAGCAAGAUUACACAAGUGGAUCUCAUUCACUUAGCAACCGAGUGGAAGCCUGGACCAGAGAUGUCCCGUUUUUACUCCGACAGGAAGGAAGGCCUGUUGCAAAUCUCACUGGAAAAGUAGCACAGGUUCGAGUUAUGGAGGAAGACUGGAAAAACACAGAUUUAGCAGCAAACUGGAUUAGAAAAGUUUCCCAGAACAUUUCACAGCCAUUUUUUCUAUAUCUGGGUUUAAAUCUACCACAUCCAUACCCUUCAAAAAACAUGGGAGAAAACUUUGGAUCUUCAACAUUUUUGACCUCUCAGUACUGGCUUCAAAAGGUGUCAUAUGAAAACAUAACCAUUCCCAAAUGGAUACCCUUCGAAAACAUGCAUCCGGUGGACUAUUACUCCUCUUACACCAAGAACUGCACCGCACAUUUUACAGACAAGGAAGUCAGAGACAUCAGGGCUCACUAUUAUGCUAUGUGCGCAGAAACAGACGCCAUAAUGGGUGAAAUUAUUUCGGCUCUCAAUGACUCGGGACUUUUAAGCACAACGUACCUACUGUUCACUUCGGACCAUGGAGAACUUGCUAUGGAACAUCGACAGUUUUAUAAAAUGAGCAUGUACGAAGGAAGCUCUCACAUUCCUCUUAUAUUUAUGGGACCCAAGAUAACGCCCAGUCAACAAAUACCAGAUCUAGUUUCACUUGUUGAUCUUUACCCUACUAUGCUUGACAUUGCCGGAGUUCAUGGUUUUGAAAAUAGAAGUGGCUUCUCUCUAAUGCCGUUAUUAUCUGCUAGGUCAGCGAAUGAUGCCAAUUUGCAUCCUAAUUGGUCUCUGAGCGAAUUUCAUGGUUCUGAUGCAAAUGCUUCAACCUACAUGCUACGAGCUAAUAACUGGAAGUACGUUGCAUACUCAGAUGGUGAUUCAGUUCCUCCACAGCUGUUCGAUUUAUCGGCCGAUCCAGAUGAACUAAGGAAUGUUGCAGGAGAGUUUCCAGCUGUCACCCUGUCAAUGGAUAAGAAACUUCGUUCCAUUGUUGACUAUCCAAAGGUGUCCGAGUCUGUCCAUCGAUACAAUAAACAACAAUUUGCCAACUGGAAGGAAUCACUAGGAGUAAACUAUAGCGAUGUCAUUUCUAGCCUAAGGUGGCAUUUAGACUGGAGCAAGAGGCCAAAAACCUAUUCCAGGAAAAUUGAGAAGUGGCUUAAAAGUUCCACCUUAGGCUAAAGAAGAAUAAGAAUGCUUAUUUACAGAACACACCAGCACCUAGAUCAAUAUUCUCCACUGAUGUUUUAUGUUCGAUUGCAGAUGUUUCAGAUUAAAAUAUUCAGCAGAUAUACUUAAUGAAGAAUUCCCUAUAUCUAUAGCUGUAUAUCUAUAUAACUUUGUCUUGCUCCCACACUUAUGGGUUCAUCCCUGGUCUUGGUAAAACAGGUGUUCUCAGCUCAAUUAAUCCAGCACUGGGAGAAGCAGUCUGUCUCUCAGCAGAAAAGUUGAACGUGAGAACGUUAUCCUCUUGUUUGCUUGACAUGAGUCCAUAUUAGCAGGCCAGUCUGUGGUUAGACCUACGGUAGUUAAGUCUUUUAAAAAGGAGCAAGCUUUUGUUUUCUAUGUCGUGCAUGUUUAAAGUGUGUCCUGAAAUAAACCUAUAUGUCUAAAUAAAGCUUAAAGUUACUAUGAA
Messenger RNA from Spea bombifrons (plains spadefoot toad), 2302 nucleotides. It is a transcript of the gene ARSK, whose product is annotated as arylsulfatase family member K. NCBI's taxonomy places the organism in Eukaryota, Metazoa, Chordata, Amphibia, Anura, Pelobatidae. The transcript has 8 exons. Bases 229 to 1848 code for a protein of 539 amino acids. The record is from RefSeq and is a predicted model, not a curated record.